GUGUUAGCGCGUCUCCCUGGAAAAACAAAGAGUCACGCGACUCCGUUAACGAUCGAGCCGGCUCCCCUAUCAGCCGCGUGAUCGUUAAUCAACGAUCAGGGAUCAUCGUGUUUGGACUUUCUCGGAGUCAUCGUCACGCGACUCCGCACACUGUCAACGAUCGACAGGGAGACGUCGGGCUGUGUUCGUGAACCGCGCCGUCUCCAUUGGCAGUCAAUCGAGGAAAGCCGAUCGCGACUAGCUCGUUUCGCUCCGGUUCCGCUCCUUCCCGAUCUUCGCUCUCAUCUUUCGUCGGUAUACGCGCUUGCAAUUUUUCUUUUCUAUUCUUCGCGAUCGCGAAUCCAACCUAGUCGACUGAAAGCAUCCUUGUACCCCUGGCAGCCUAGAUAUAAAAGCGUUUCGUUGCUUUUUCGAGACUACGGACUCGUCGGUCAGCUCGUCGGAGAAUCCCAUUCGAGGAGUCGGAGGAUUUUACGGAAGCGACUUUUCCACGGACCGAACUCCAACUCCACUUUGGGUACAUGGAUUCGCGUUGCUUCAGUGGGAUCGAGGACUUCGCGAAGCAAAAACAUCCCUGCGUUCCAACGGGGAGCCUGAAAGUCUGUCGGGUCCCCGUGGCCAAGCUGGAUCUUUUCGCCUCUGUGCUGCGAAACAUCGAGAAGUUCACGUAGCCUGUCUCAUCGAGAACCGUUCCAGUCCAUCUUCCGAGGAUUGGUAUCCGACAUCGGUGACGCUUGACAGUCUCUCCGAUUCUAUACUGGCGAUUCGAUCGACACGAGCUACGCGUCCGAGUGUCUCCGUCGAUAUCACGCUCGCGUAUCUGGAAAUUAAGGUGGUCGGGGUGAAUCACCUGGAAUCGUUGCUUGCCCCUGCAUGCACGUCCUCGGUUAAUUCUUGGGUUCACGGAGACACGAUAUGGAGAUCGACAUGAGCGGCAGAACGAAUAGGUCGACCGAGGAAUUAGCCAAGAGACGCGUCUCCAUUAGCGAUCAGAUCCUCGGCAUGGAUAAUCCCAGCUUUGACCAUCAUCGGCGCAUAAGCGCUAGCUCUGAGCAUAAUUCCGAUCAGGGUCGCGGCAAAUCGAUACUGCAGCACGGAAGCAACCACGGCAGCGCGGAGAAUAUCCCGCAGCACAAGUUCGAUCUCGAGAACGGCAGGAUCAAUGGGAACAGGAAGAAGUCCGCGCACAGCUUGACCAGCUCCAUUAGGGACAAGAUCGAGUACUCCGAGGAGCUUGAACGGUCGUGGUUGUACGUAUUUUGCACGCGAUGCCACGGUCGCGACGACACCCCAUCGUGGGAGCCGCCCGGUUGGAGGAGAGCCUGUCCUCAGCCAUUUUGCCCGAGCUACAGAAAAUUCGCCCGGCUAUUGUGCCUGUUCCUGUUAGGGUUGCUGCUCUGGGGCAUCGUCUAUGCGAUACUGGGAGACGACGCCGCCCCUGGUGGCCAGCUUUUCGGCCUCGCCGCCCUUUGUAUAGCCGCACACUUCGGAGGAUGGCUGUUCUCCUUGACCACCCUUCCCGCUCUAAUCGGUAUGCUGAUCACCGGGAUUGUACUGCAGAACAUCGGUCUAGUCUCCAUCGAGGGCAACUACCACACCGUUAUCUCCAAUUUGCGAAAAAUCGCUCUAGUCAUUAUCCUCACAAGAGCUGGUUUGGAUCUGGAUCCAAACGCCCUGAAGAGGUUGAAAGUCACGGUCCCGAAACUCGGCCUGAUUCCAUGGGUUGUCGAAGCGCUCGUGUUGGCCAUAAUGACGAGAUAUCUGCUUCAUAUGCCAUGGAUAUGGGGUUUGCUACUUGGAAGUGUCAUAGCUGCCGUUUCACCAGCGGUCGUGGUGCCUUGUCUCUUCAGGUUACGUGCCAAAGGUUACGGAGUUGCCAAGGGCAUUCCGACUUUGAUCAUAGCCGUGUCAGGAAUCGAUGAUGCAGCAUCGGUGGCGAUCCAUGGGAUUAUAAAGAGCAUCAUGUUCUCUCAGGAUGCACUCUGGUAUCAAAUUCUCCAGGGCCCCAUUGCCGUCGUCGGAGGUCUCGGAUUCGGCGUCAUAUGGGGCUGGCUGGCCAAGUACGUUCCGGAAAAAGGAGAUCCUUUCAUGGUGCCCAUGAGAGUGCUGAUGCUGUUAGGGGGUGGAUUGCUGGCUGUGUUCGGGAGCGAGGCGAUUGAGCUCGGGGGGGCUGGACCUUUGGCAGUGGUUGCAGCAGCCUUCGUCAGCUGUUAUUUUUGGCAGAAGCAAGGCUGGGAUGUCGAUGAUAACCCAGUGGCAACAGCCUUCGAGAUCUUCUGGAUGAUCUUCGAGCCGAUCCUAUUCGCCGUGACAGGUGCCCAGAUCAAGAUCGACGAACUCGAAGGCAAGACGGUCUACCUAGGCAUCUCCUGUCUCUUAGCUGGCAUCGUGAUCCGCAUGAUGGCAACUGUGCUGGUCGGUAUCGGGUCUAAGCUAAACCUCAAAGAGAAGGUGUUCAUAGCCCUGUCCUGGAUGGCGAAGGCAACCGUGCAGGCAGCUCUGGCCUCCACCACUCUCGACAAAGUGAACCCGAACGAUCCGGAACAGGUGUACUAUGCCGAGACAGUGGUGACCAUGUGCGUGCUGUCAAUCCUGCUCACAGCGCCAGCAGGCGCCAUCGCUAUCACGCUGUCUGGGCCGAAGCUUCUGACGAAGACCACCGCUCCAGUGGUGCCGCCUGAGGGCUGGAAGGCGCGCAGACCCUCGAUCCGAGACAUUUCCAUCAUCAACGAGGACCCAGACCUCGAGGAGACCGCAAACGAGAGGAAGCCCUGAGGCUUUCCAGGUCGGACGUGACCCUUUCUCCCUGUUCCACCUCUGCAGACCUUAAACCGCCACGCGACACUGGCAAUUCCACGCGAAUUUACUUAUCGUUUGUAUCUUAUUCCGUCGGUUCGAGUAUACCUCGAGUUCUAGACACGGAUAAGGGAAGAAGGAAGAAGGUGGAUCGGUGCCUCUUCAGAGAGAUCGUUGGGAACGUCUACGUGUACGUGUCCGUGAGUGUAUGUACGUGUGUGUGGAUCGAAAUUUAAUUGGCGCGAGUUUGAGAGGUUUAAGGAGACGUCUUCGCGAGGCUUCUGUAGCUGAUGUUCCUAAUUGCGCUGAUCUGGGAGUUACGUUUGCGAGGUAUGUCUACCUUGAACCUUGUCUUCAGUAGCUUUCCAAGUACGUUCUGCUCUGCGUGGCUUGUUUGCGAUUCUCAAUGACUAUCGGGCAAAAUGUUUUCGUUUCCCUCCUGUUUCAGAGACACUCGGAGCUCUGCUAUCUAUUUUAGUGGCUUCUCCGCGGCUUACUAUCCGAUCUUUCCGUGAUUAUUUUCCGAUAAGCAAAGAUAUAAGCUUACGUUUAUAUUAUAUUUGGUUUCACGAGCGAGAUGAUGAUGUAAGAGAAACUUUAAUCCCUCUUUCAUUGCGAUAUAUUUUACUUAAAAUUGACAG
Molecule: messenger RNA, 3437 nt
Organism: Eufriesea mexicana
Lineage: Eukaryota; Metazoa; Arthropoda; Insecta; Hymenoptera; Apidae
Gene: Nha1
Product: Na[+]/H[+] hydrogen antiporter 1
Exons: 6
Coding region: 916-2775 (619 amino acids)
Biological process (GO): proton transmembrane transport
Cellular component (GO): membrane
Molecular function (GO): antiporter activity
Source: RefSeq, a predicted model, not a curated record